This is a messenger RNA of Nicotiana tabacum (common tobacco), 3006 nucleotides long. RefSeq lists its product as uncharacterized. The record is from RefSeq and is a predicted model, not a curated record. Gene Ontology annotation, molecular function: protein binding. NCBI's taxonomy places the organism in Eukaryota, Viridiplantae, Streptophyta, Magnoliopsida, Solanales, Solanaceae.
AUGAAAAUAGCACUCUUGCUACAACGUUUUUUCAUCACCACACUAGUGGUAUUUCUGAUCAGUAUUAAUAUUUCUGGAGUAUAUGGCCAAUGUUCGGGGGAUCAAAAAUCCUUGUUGCUUAAACUCAAGAAUAGCCUUACCUUCGAUUCUUCUUUGUCAACCAAACUAGUCAGGUGGGAUCAAAACGCGGACUGUUGCCAGUGGCCAGGUGUAAGUUGUGAUCAGGAAGGUCAUGUGCUUGUUCUGGAAGUGGAUGACGAAACAAUUUCUUCUGGAUUUGAGAACUCAGCCAGUCUAUUUGAUCUUAAGUAUCUUGAAAAGCUGAAUUUGGCUUAUAAUUACUUGUACUCUAUUCAAAUACCAACAGAAAUUUAUAAGCUCACAAACUUGACGUACCUGAAUUUGUCAUAUGCUGGUUUUGUUGGGCAGAUUCCAAUGGAAUUGUCAAGAUUGACAAAGUUAGUGUUCCUUGACCUUUCUAGCAUCAAGUUAAAGCUUGACAGCCCAGAUCUGAAAACAUUGGUCGGAAACCUAUCAAAUCUUAGAGAACUUUAUCUUAACGGCGUGAACAUUUCAUUGAAGGGGAGUGAUUGGUGCUCGGCUUUAUCUUCAUCUCUCCCUCAGUUAACAGUGUUAAGCAUGAUAGGUUGUGACAUUUCAGGACCUCUUGAUCCCGCCCUUGUAAAUCUUCGUUUCCUUGAAAUCAUUCAUCUCGAUUAUAACAUGUUAUCCACUGUCGUUCCAGAAUUUCUAGCAAAUUUUACAAAAUUGACAACUCUCAGUCUUAGUAAGUGCAACUUGCGAGGUGUAUUUCCAAGUAAAAUCUUUCAAAUACCAACUUUACAGGAGCUUGAUUUAUAUGAUAAUGAAAACCUCACUGGCAUUUUACCUGAAUUUCCGAGGGAUGGUUUAUUAAGGGAUGUAGACCUUAGCUACACGAGUUUCACCGGUUCACUUCCAGAUUCAAUUUUUAACCUCACAACCUUGACCAGGAUUGACAUACGUGCAUGCAAUUUUAGUGGACAUAUUCCAUUAACAGUGGAAAAUCUCACAAACCUAUCUUAUUUAGACUUGUCAUUCAACAGUUUUACUGGUUUAAUCCCACUGUUUCAUAAGGCAAAGAAGCUAUAUUACAUUGACCUUUCUCAUAACAAUCUAACAGGUCCACUUUCUUUUGCUCAUUUUGAAGGCCUUUUAGACCUUGGUUAUCUAAAGUUAGAAAAGAAUUCCAUCAGUGGGACAGUACCAUCAUUUCUCCUUUCCCUCCCUUCAUUGCAGGUACUUCAACUUCAGAAUAAUCACUUCAGUGGAGAACUCCAUGAAUUUGUGAAUGCAUCCUCUUCUAUUCUGGAAACACUUGAUUUGAGCAAUAACCAUCUAAAUGGAUCGAUCCCUCGGUCUAUCUUCAAACUCAAAAGGCUUUCAGAACUAAUACUUUUGUCCAACUCGUUUGGCGGGAGCAUUAGUAUCGAAAUGAUCAAGGGGCUUCCUAGAUUAACCGUGCUUGAUCUUUCUUACAACAACUUGAGAAUUGAUGUACAAGACAGUAAUUCGACAUCCUUUCCCUUUCCCCAAUUGAGAGUACUUAGAUUGGCCUUUUGCAAGUUGCAGAAGUUUCCGGAUCUUAAAAACCAGUCGAGGAUGUCAGAAUUAGACCUUUCAGUCAACAACAUUCAAGGGGAAAUACCAAGGUGGAUUUGGAGAGUAGGAAAUGAAGAUCUGUUUCAUUUGAAUCUUUCUUACAAUCUCUUGGAUUCUCUUGAAAAACCUUACCCCAUAUCUACCACUCUUAAGAUCAUUGACUUGCAUUCCAACAGAAUCAAAGGAGAUCCCCCCGUCCUCUCUACUUCUCUUGUCUACUUUUCACUUGCCAAUAAUAGAUUUACCGGAUCAAUACCCUUUACCAUAUGCAAUCUUGAUCAGCUUUUAAUCCUCGAUAUGUCAAACAACGCCUUAAACAACAAAAUACCUCCAUGUCUAUUCCAAAAAGUUGACUAUUUCAAGGUACUGAAUCUAGGUAGAAACAAUCUAAGUGGAAGUAUUCCUGAUACAUUUCCAUUGAGUUGCAGUUUGCAAAUUUUAGACCUCAGCAGCAAUAAUUUAGAAGGAAAAGUUCCGAGAUCCUUGGAAAGAUGUGCAUUUUUGAAGGUUUUGGACGUUGGAAAGAACAAGAUUCGAGAUACAUUCCCAUGCAUGUUGUCGAAAUUACCCAGUUUGCAUGUCUUAGUUUUAAGGUCGAAUAAAUUCAAUGGGAAUCUCCAGUGUCCUAUAGCGAAUCAAACCUGGUCAAGGCUUCAAAUUGUAGAUAUUUCUUCCAAUAAUUUCAGGGGAGCUCUGAUACCACAAUACUUCUCGAACUGGGAAGGCAUGAUGCAGAGUAGCAAUCCAAAGCCCGAGCACGAGUACUUGAAUGUUGAACAUUUGAGCAUAUAUUAUCAAGCCAGAGUUACUUUAACUCUCAAAGGUUGGGAGAUGGAAAUUGUGAAUAUUCUUGAAGUUUUUACAUCCAUUGAUUUCUCUAACAAUAACCUUCAAGGAGAAAUACCAGAUGUAUUGGGUGAUCUCAAAUCGCUUUACCUUCUUAACUUAUCAUACAAUGCUUUGAUGGGAAGAAUACCAAAGGCCCUUGGAAAGUUGGCUCAACUUGGAUCCUUAGAUCUUUCAGUUAACCAGUUAAGUGGGAGAAUUCCAGAUGAGCUUGUAGGUCUCACAUUCCUUUCUUUCUUGAACCUAUCUUUUAAUCAACUUUCUGGUAGGAUUCCAAGAGGCAACCAACUUCAGACGUUCUCAGCAGAUUCCUUUGAAGGGAACACGGGGUUGUGUGAUUUUCCUUUAAAGAAAACAUGUAGUGACACCAAAGUGAAUGGAUUGUCACGACCUAGCAGCCAUUCUGAACAUGAAAUUGAUGAGAAGUACAUAAGUUUUGCCUUGGGAUCAUUUGCGUGUUUUGGCAUCGUAACCUGGCUUCUUUUGUAUAGCCAAAGAUACAAUGAGCUCGCAUCGUAA